AUGUAUUUUAAUAAAGAUAGAAAGGAUAAAGAUGAGGAGGUAAAAAAAAAUGUGGUAGUAAAUAAAAGUAUGAUGGUCCAGAAAAAUAAAAAGUACGUGAAGAAUAUGAAGCAGUCAUCUUAUAAUAUGAAAUAUGUAAAUAAAUUUUAUAAACGUAAUAGUAAUAUUUCAACGUUUAAUAAUAAUAAUAAUUUUACCUUUAUGAAUUUUAAUAAUUUAAAAGUUGAAAAUAAAAAUAACCAACAUGCAUACUUUAAUAGAAAUAGUAAUUUUAAUAACAACAUUAAAGAUAAUAUACGUUCAAGCAUUUAUAGUAAUAAACAAAAUUAUUUUGAUCAGGAUAACAUAAAUUAUAAUACUUUAAUAAAUUCACAAACAUGUGUAUGUUCUAUACAUAUAGACAAAUCAGAUGAUGAUAUUAGUAAACAACAAAAUAUAAUUAAUCAUUUAGUUUUAUAUAAUAAUUUAAAUCAUAGUUCAAAAAAUAGUUAUCCUACCUUUAUUGAACAAAUUAAUUUUACAGAUAAUAUUGUUUUGUUGACGGGUAUAUUAAUUCUACCAUAUAAUGAUAAAAUUUUUAAUAAUCUUGAAUUUGAAGGCAAAACAAAUCCUAUACCCUCAGAAUGUAAUUUAAGUAUAUAUGUUAAUGUAGUAAAUCAGUAUGAUUCUCAUUAUUUUAAACAAUUAUAUAAAUUAUCUUAUAAUUUUAAAAACAGACUCUUAUUUGCUGCAACAAAUAAUGAUACUAUAGAUUCAUCUCUAUUAAUUGAUCAAAUUGUAAUCAAAGGAAAUUUUAAAAAUUUAUCUCUCAUCGUACUUGGACAGAUAGAAAAUGUUGGAGAAUCCCUUAGAUAUUUCAAAGAAAAUCUGUACGACAACAACAUGAGAAGUAGCACUAAUAAAGAAACCUUGGAUGUAGAAAAUGUCGAUUUUGAAAAGGACGAAAUUUAUGCCCCACAUAAAAAUGUAGACAUAAAAACGUAUAACUUGAACAGUUUAAUAAAAGAUAAUGUUCCUUUAGAUAUUCUUAAUUAUGAAUGGAAUAUAGAACACAAUUUUAUACAAACGAGCUAUAGAAACACUCACUUGUAUAAGUUGUCAAAUGUUUUAGAGGAAAAAUUUUUAUUAAAUAAUAUUCAACAUAUGAGUCAACUUAAGGAUGAGAAAAAUGAUGAGGAACACAAAAAUGUGAACAUGAACAAAAAUGAUGAUGAACACAAAAAUGAUGACGAACACAAAAAUGAUGAGGAACACAAAAAUGAUGAAAUUUCAAAUAAUCAAGAAGAAAAACAUUAUACCGAAUCAAAAAACGUUUCAGAGAAUAUCCAAGAAGAAUCCAUAAUAAAUGAACAUAUAUCUAGUGAUAAAGAGAAUUCACCAAAUAACAAUAAUAAUAACAACGAUUUAAAGAAAAAUAAAAAAAGAAACGAAAAAUGUGUCCUUACCAAUACAAGUAUAAAUAACAAUCUCUUGAAUAAUGAUAAUAAUGAGAAGGAAAAUGUAAGUCAUAAUGAACAUACUGAUAUAGAAAAAAAAUACAUAAUGAAGGAACCAUUUGUACCACCAAGUAACAGAUUAAUUAUACAGCUAUUAAACGAACUAACUACUAUGUAUAAAAAUGAAAAAGAAAUAUAUAAAAAUAAUAUUCCUAUAUUUAAAAAAAUUAUAAAAUUUGGUGCUAUGUGGAUAUUUUAUAUAUAUAAAAAUAUACAAAAUGAAAAGGAUGGAUUCUUUUUAAACUAUUAUAAGUAUAUACAAAUUAAAUUACAUGAUAUAUUAGGUGCACUUUUUAUAUUAAGAAGAUGUGCUUUAUAUCCAGAAUUAUCAAAAUAUAUAAUACAUCUUAACUUUAAUACAAAUAUUCUAUAUUAUGAUUCUACAUGUCCCCAUGUCUUAAUCAAUUUAAUUGACAUGCUUCAUAUCCAUGAUAUAUAUUUUUUAUCCUCAUGGAAAAUUAAAACGGCUAUAUUAAAGACCAUAAUUGCAUUUGUCUCGAAUGCCUAUGUUAUGAACCUUUUUUGUAAUUACGUGGAUGAAAAUAAUGACACGCUGUAUAAAAGGUUAUUAGAGUUGUCAUCACACAGGAAGCUGAAAAGAUAUAAUAUUAAAAGAUUGCUGGGUAUAAUUUUAAGCAAGGUUAAACUUUUUGAAGAAAUAAGCAAAUGGGAAGAGAGCAUCAUGAAUAUUAUUACGAAUAGAAAAACGUAUGAACCUAAUUUGUUUAAUAAAGAAAUAUGCUGUAAACUUAUAUAUGAAUUAAAAAAUGUACACAAAGAAUUAUUUCAGCAUACAUGUUAUUAUAAAAGUAAAAAUAGCUGUUAUGAUGCUCUGUAUGAGAAUGAAAUUUUUGUUUUUGAUGAAAAAAAUAAUAAGAAAAAUUUUUACAUACAUAAAAUACAUAAUUAUAUUAUUUCAUAUCUAGAAUAUAAACAAUUUUUUAAUCUUUUUCUUUAUAUUUUAAAAGAAUUUGAAAUACACAUUAAAAAUUCCCUCUUCUUAAAUUCUUAUGAUAUUUGUUUUAUUACAGCUAUGAAUGAUUUCGUGUUUUAUUUCCUGAACUGUUCAGGUGGAAUUAAUGUGUUAAUGAAAUAUAACAUAUCUCUAUAUGAAGUAUUUUAUAGGAACAUAUGUUUAAUAAUAAAUAAAAAAAUGAAAGAAAUAAAUAUGAGUAUAAAUGAGAAAAAAGAAAAUGAAAUGAAUGAAGCAAAUAAUAAUGAAGAUAAUUAUUCUGACGAAAAUAAUAUUCCAAAUGAAAAUAUGAAUAUAAUAAAAGAAAACAAUAUUAACGAUUAUGAUGAUAAUAUGAAUGAUCAGGUUGAUGAUAAUCUUAAUAAUAAUAUGUAUUUCCAAGGAACUAAUAAUAUAAAUAAUCCAAUGGAUGAUAUUAUAUAUGACAAUAAUUAUAAUACAAGGAAUGAAGAUAAUGAAUUGACAUGUGUAUAUGACGACCCGUAUAGCGAAAAUUAUACGCACAAUAAUGAAAAUAAAAAUGAUAAUAAAAGUGGUAUUCAUAUUAAUAAUAAUAAUAAUAAUAAUAAUAAUAAUAAUAAUAAUAAUAAUAAUAAUAAUAAUAAGGGGUAUUUUUUUAGUGGACAGGGACCAAAAGAAACAAAUGAUUUAUUAAACAAUGAAGAAGACAAAAUUAAGGAAAGUAAUUCAUAUUUUUUAAAUUCGAAUUAUACUACAGAUAAUAAUAAUAAUAAUAAUAAUAUGAAAGAAGAAAAAGAUGUAGUUUAUAAUGUAGAUGAUAUCAACAUGGAAUUCAUAUAUAAUGAGAAGAAUUUCUUUUAUGAUAAUAUAAAAAGUGUAUAUACAUAUAAUGACAUAUUAAGAAAUAAAGAUAUAUCAGAUGAAUUAUAUUUAAAUGGAUAUAAUUAUAAAGACAUGAAAAAUAUACGUAAUUAUUGUUCUUAUAUUCUUUGUUCAUUAAAAAUAUUUUGUAAAACAAAUAUAUUAAUAUAUAACUUUUUUAAUAGUGGCAAAGAAAUAUCUUUAACAUAUAUUAAAUUUUUUAAUGUUUUAUGUAAUUAUCCUUUAUCCAAGCUAGCCAUAUUUAAUAAUAACAACUUUUAUAAUUUCUUUCAUCAUAUUAUAUAUUUAUUUUAUUACUUUAUAUAUUUAGAAAAAAUAUAUGAACAUAAUUGGAAAAAAAAUAACAGAAAAAGAAAAAAUGACAUAAUAAAGAAAAACAAUCAAACGGUACAAUAUGAAAGAGAAACACCCCAAGAAAUUGAUCAUAAUAAUGAUGAUGAUGAUAAUAAUAAUAAUAAUAAUAAUAAUAAUAAUAAUAAUAAUAAUAAUAAUAAUAGUAAUAAUAUAAAUCAUUGUGUUAAUAAUAUAAAUAUACUUGACCCUUCAAAUAAUUCUCAACAAGAUAAUAAACAAAAUAAUGACACUAAUGAAUUUAUUUUGGUAUCUAUAAGAUAUUUAUUAAAUAUUAUUUAUAAUUUAAUAUUUUAUGAUGAUAGUGGUUAUUUUAUAUUUCAUUUUGGUUAUUCUAUAUUUGUGUGUCUAGAAGAAAUUCAACAUAUUACAGGAGAAAUAAAAAAAGAAAAAGAUCAUUCUUAUGGUACCUUAAAUAAUAAAGAAACAAAAAAAAUAUUUUUAAAACAUUACAUAAGUCAUGAUAAAUUAUUUUAUAAAACAUAUUUCGAUUUGUAUUACAAUUUAAGAGGUUUGUAUCUUGAUUUAUAUAAAUAUGAAAAGAAGAAAUUUAAUGAAAUGGAUAAGAAUAAAAAGAAAGAAGCCUACAAGGAUAGUAUAUUUAACAUAUUAAAUAAAUAUAAUAAAAGUGUUAAUAAAAGAAAUAAUAAUCCUACACAAGAACAUAUAAGCAUUAAUGAAAAUAAUAGAAACCAUGUUGGAGAUAAAAAUAAUGAUUUUGUUGAAAAAAUAAAACAAGACUUAUUUGAUAAUGAAGAUAUUAUUCUUAACUUAUUUCCAUUAAAAUCAAAAUAUAAUCCAAAUAUUAAAAAAAUAAUUGAAUGUUGUAAAAUUGACAAAGAUAAAUAUUCUUUAAGAAGAUCUAAAGAAUUAAAUAACUCUAUUACGAAAUUAAACAAUGAUAUAUAUAUAAACAAUUCAACAAGAAAUUGUAUACUUUUGGGAAAUACAAAUUAUGAAUUUGUAGAAUUAUUAGAAGAAUUGGAUGAUACAUCAACAGAUAAUAAUAUAAAUAAAAAAUUGGAUACGUAUCCAUUCUUACCUUUACAUUUAUUGUAUUAUUAUAUGAAUCUAUGUUCUAAUGUAAAUUAUUUUGAUAAUAUAUAUGAUCCUUACAAUGAAAAACAAACACAUGCAGUUGACAGGACAAACGAAUCGAAUUUAGAGUAUAACGAUGAUAAUAAUAAUAAUAAUAAUAAUGAGGAUGAUGAUUAUUAUUAUGAUGAUGAUGAGGAGGAGGAGGAGGAGGAUGAAGAUGUGGAUAAUACUUAUGAUGAUGAUAAUUAUGAUAAUUAUUAUGAUGAGGAAAACAAAUAUAACAACGAAAAUUUUGACUACUAUGAUAAGGAUGGUCAAAAUGAAAACAACCAUGUACAUAAAGCAAAAAAUAAUCAUAAUAAAAAUGUUUUAAAAAAAAGAAAAAUAUAUGAUUAUCAAAACAAAGAACCCUUUAUUAUUAACAAUGAUGGUUUUUUCUAUAAAGGUUUUGAAUAUCAUAAUUAUUUGUGUAUAAAAAAUAAUAAAUUAGACGAAGUCAACAAGCCAAUUAAAGAAUAUUCCAAUUUACACACAUUUUUAGAAAAAGAAAAAAAAAAAAAAAAAAAAAAUUUAUUAACAAGUCAGGUAAAUUAUAAUAAUAUAUAUUAUACAAAUGUAGAUCCAAAUGAAAGGUAUACAGAGAAUAUAUUUCUAAUAUCAAAUUAUAUAAAUAAAUAUGAUGUAGAAAAUAGUAUAAAAAAUAUAGGAUCAGCAUUAUAUAGUGAAAAUAAUUUAGAUUUCUUAAUUAAGUUGAUAUCAAAAAGUAUAAUAUUUUUAAAUAUGAAUAUAUUUAAAUUAGCAAUAAUGAAUUUUAAUAAAUUCAGUGGAAGGAAUUUAUACAAAAUAUUAAAGUGUCGAUCAAAAACAUUGUUUUUUGUUAAGAGUAUAUUAAAUGUGCUUUUUAAUUUUUUUUAUAAUUUAACACAUGAUAAUAAUGAAUUCAUAACAUUAAAAACUUAUAGAAACAAUGAAUUGUUUUAUUCAUUAUUAUAUUUAUUAAAUAAAUUAUUAAGUUUUAAUGAUUGGUUAGGUUCAAAUAAUAUAACUGAAUAUAAUCAUCAUUCAUCUAUAUAUAUAUUAAGAUAUGAUAUAAUAUAUAUAUUAAGGAUAUUUUAUUUAUGGUUUAACAAAACAUCUGAUAAUCAAUCCUUUUUAUUUCGUUCGGUAUUAAAAUAUACGCGACUAAUUCCUUCUUAUAGUACAUCUGGAAUGUUACUACUACUAACAUUUUUGGACUUUAAAUAUAUUUUCCCAUCAUAUGUAUAUUCUUUUUAUAUUUCUAAGGAUUUAAAAAAUAUUUGCUAUGAAGGAAUUAAAAGUGCGAUAAAUGUGAAAGAGCAAGAUGAGGAAGAAGAGGAAGAAGAAGAAGAAGACCAAGGGACAAAAAAUAGGGAAGAUGAACUUAUUUUGGAAGAGUCAGAAAUGGAUAAUCUGGAUUAUAUUAACGACCACGACGAUGAUGAUGAUAAUAAUGAUGAUGAUAAUAAUGAUGAUGAUAAUAAUAAUGAUGAUAAUAAUGAUGAUGAUAAUAAUAAUGAUGAUAAUAAUAAUGAUGAUGAUAAUAAUAAUGAUGAUGAUAAUAAUAAUGAUGAUGAUAUCAAACUUCCAAAGGGUAAAAGAAAAAACAACAAGAAAAAAGAACCCAUCAAAAAAGAACCCAUCAAAAAAACAACAAUUAAUAAAAGAGGUGGAAGGAAACCAAAAAACAAAGUUGAAGAUAUUAAAAAGGAAGAUAACGAACAAGUGAAUAAUCAUGAACAGGGUACAGAAGAAAUGAUCAAAGAAGAAGAAACAAAUGAGUGUGAUAAUAAGAAAGGUAAAAGAGGAAAACGAAAUAGUACGAAAAGUAAAAGAAAUGAAGAUACUGAAAAUUUAAAAGAAGAGACAAUACAAAAUAAUAAAGAAGAUGUACAUAUGGAUAAUAAUCUUAUAGAGGAAGAAGAAAAAAAAGUGGAUUUAAAAAUAAAUGAUAAUAAUAUAUGUAAUACUAUAAAUGAAGAAUACACUAUUAUAGGGUUACCUAACUUUAACAAAUUAGAUAUAUAUGAAAAUAAUUAUGAAACCUUUGUUUUGUAUUCAAACAUUUUAAAUAGUAAUAACGGAACUACAUUUUUUAGCGAUGAAGAAGAAGAAGAUGAAGAGGUAGAGGUAGAGGUAGAGGUAGAAGAAAUAGAAGAAAGGAAAAAAAAACAUUCCUCCAUAUUUAAAGAUGAAAAACGUGAAUACCUAAAAGAAGAACGAGAAAUAAAUGAGAAAAAAAAAAAAAAAAGAGUAAGAAAGAAGGAAGAAAUUAACGAAGAAGAUGAAAAUAUUAAACAAGAGAAAGAAUAUUAUGGAGAAAAAAAACAACAAUUUGGAAAACUAAAUCAAGAUUAUGAGUAUGAAGAAAAACGGAAUCAAAUGGAACGUGAAUUAGAAGCACAAUCAGAAUCACAUAUUUUACCAUCACAAGAAGAAAAAGAUGAUUUGUAUUCUGAAAGAGGUAGUGUUUUAAAUAUAUAUAAAAAUAAAGAAUAUAAUUCUUAUGGUUAUAAUAAUAUUAUAUAUAUGGAUAAGAAAAAUGAUUAUCAGAAUAACAUGCUUUUAAGGAAAGAUAAAGAACUAGAAAAAAUCAUUUUAUAUUAUAAAUUAAAUAAUCCAUUUUAUUUGAAUGAGAAAGGGAAAAAUGAAUGUUUAUAUUUAUGUUGUGAUAUAGAUAUCACAAAACAAAUUAUGAAUGAAAAUUUUUGUGAGCAUUUCCGUGUAUUCAACUUAAAUUAUUCUUCAGAUGAUUAUGAAGAAGUUUUUUUUGAAGAUUAUAAGAAAAGAGGUUUUUAUAUGAGAAAGAAUUAUAUAUCAUUAAUAGGAAAUCUAAGUAUGAAUUUUAAGAAUAUAAAAGAUCAAAUUGACACAUUAACAAAUCAGAAAGAGAAAAGUAAUAAUAAUGGAAUAAAUAGCAUGAUGAAUAAUUCUUUGGAACAUAAUGUAUUAAACAAAAAUUUUUUAGGAAAUCAUUUCAAGGGUGUGUCAUUUUUAACGUCUAAACGAAUAUUAAGUAAUAACAGUAGUAAUAAUAUUAGAACCUAUGAUAAGAAUAAUGCUAUGAAUAUAUCUAAUGAUUAUUUAAAUAAUACAAGUUAUAGAGAAAAUAAGAACGUUUCACGAGAACAUUUAAAAUAUGAACAAUCCAUAUUAUUAAAGAAGGAUGAGAGGAAAGGAGAGAAAUUAUUAUCUUCAAAUGAUAAGAAUAAUUUAUCUAAGAAAAUAAAAAGAAUAGAAUAUAUUACAAGGACAUGUCCAUAUUCAAUAAAACGAUUUCUCCAACUAAAUGAUGAUAAUUAUGAGGACGUUGAUAAUAAUAAUAUUAAUAGUAAUAAUAUUAAUAGUAAUAAUAAUAAUAAUAUUAAUAGUAAUAGUAAUAAUAAUAUUAAUAAUAAUAAUAAUAAUAAUAUUAAUAAUAAUAAUAAUAAUAAUAAUAGUAGUUAUAAGAAUGAAGGUAAUUAUAAUUAUUAUUUUAACGAAACGAAGGAAGAUGAUCACGAAGAUGUUAUACUUAACAAAUUAAGGAGAGAAGAAUAUUUAUAUGAUCAACAUAUUAGCGUGAAUAAUUUAAAUGAAGAAGAAAGAUCAAAAUUAUUUUUAAUUCGAAAAGAAUUAAAAAAUAAGGAAUAUACAAAUUUUGAAGACUUUUGUGAUUAUAUAAAUUUUAUUAUAAGAAUUAGUAAAAGUAAUAAUAUUAUUGCUAGAUGUUUAAGUGUUCAAUGUUGUGUUAUAUUUAUUAAUCAUAGAAUACCUAUAUUUACAAUAUUAUAUGAUCAUAUAUAUAAAAUCAUAAGUAAAUUAAAAGAUUUCAAUUUUUUAAGUGCAAAUCAUAAAAAGGAUUAUAGAUCUAGUAGUAUUGUUAUGAAUAAGAUUAAUUAUUUCUCCUUCUAUUCAUAUAAUUCUACACAAUUAAAUAAUGUUUAUUAUACAUUUAAUGAAGAAAUAUAUCUACUUAAAGAAUUAUCUAAUAUGUUUUCGUUUCUAUUAGAUAUAAUAAAAAUUUGUUUCUUUAAUAAUUACAAAAAUAAUUAUAAUAAAUUAAUUAAAUUGUUAUAUCUCCCUUGUGAAAAAUUAUUGAUUAUAUUAUAUAAUUUUAUUAAUAACUUGAAGAAGAUAUUUCCCCAGGAGCUCAUACGUUUUAUAAUCAAAAUAUCGAGCACCAUAUUUCAUGGAUAUGCAUAUGUUUUGUUCUUAUUUUUCCAUAAGCAUUCCAUUUUUUAUAAUAACACAAAUGAGAACAUGGAAAGUAAUAAAUCCAAGAACAAUUUAGAGGGCACAAAGAAAAAUAGAGAUAUUAAUAAUAGUAAUGAUCAUUUAGUUUAUGAUGAAGAUGAUUUAUUUUAUCAUAAAGAUCAUUUUUUUAAGGAAAGAGAAUAUGUUAAAAAAGUUCAGAAACAAUCAUCAACAAAGGAAUGUAAAGAACCAUCCUCUUAUUGUAAAUCAGGUUCUGUUAAUUCAUUACAAUAUAAUGAAAAAGAAUUAUUUUCUUGUCCUAAUUAUAUGAAAUAUAUAAAAUAUUUUAUACAAUAUUAUUUUGAAUUGAUUAAUACGAAAAAUAUAGUUGAUCGAAAUAAUAAAGAAAUACUUUAUAAAUAUACCGAUUAUGUAGAUUUAAAAACAGUACAAUAUUGUUUAAUAAAUAUAUAUGAAAUAAUAAAAAAUAAAAUCUUUUAUUUCUUUACAUUCUUUAAAGUAGAAAAAAAUUUAAUAAAUCUAUUUUUUAGAUAUAUACAUAAUUAUAAAGACCACAGAAAAAAAAUACCAUGUAUAUUUUAUAAAGCACGAGGAAAAAAUAUCAUCAUAAGUAUGAACAAGCAGAAAGAAAAUAAAAAUAAUGUUGAUCACAAUAAUAAACAUCACGAAACAAAUUGUGAUAUUAUGAAUCACCAUCAUCAUCGUGAUAAUAAUGAAGAAAUAUAUAACCAUAUAAAAUAUUAUAAUGACGAAAUAGUAUUUUUUCAUGUUUACGAUUUUUGUGUACGUUUAAACAAGCACAUUAAUAUCGGUAAUUUGUUGGACUUCUUUUCAUUUUACUUUGAUAUAAUAGAAGAAACGAAUAACAAAAUUAUUGAAUUAUAUGAAUAUGUAUAUAUAAUAGAUAUUAUAUUAAAUAUAAUUAUAACAAUAAUAAAUUAUAAUUACAACUCGCUUUUUAUUCUUUUCCAGCUAGUCAACACACAAUUUUCACCCAUCCUAAUGAAAUAUAUAAAAAAAGAAAUAAAAAGGGUUGACAAAAAUAAAGCUAUAGAGAAAAAAAUUAAUAUACCACAUCAAAAAGGGCAGAUAAAGCAAAACAAAUCUGAUAUGUCAACAAAUAACAUGUCUCAAAUGGGUUCAAGGGAGACCAAAAAUAUUACAACCGAUUAUUGUAAUGAUGGUAAUAAAAAGGUUGUAAAAUUUUUAGAAGACUUUAAAAAAGACUUUUUAAAUAAUAUUUUGCAUAGUAUGAAUAAUUUGUAUGAUUUUGUAAUUACCAAGAUGGAUGGAAAAUUGGGAAAUCACAAUAAAGUUUGUGAGGAUCCAUCUAAUCAUAAUACAAAUGAAGAUAAUGCAAAUCAAAAUAAUACAAAUGAAGAUAAUACAAAUGAAGAUAAUACAAAUGAAGAUAAUACAAAUCAAAAUAAUGCAAAUCAAAAUAACACAAAUCAAAAUAAUACAAAUAACCAAGGUGAUGAUCAUUAUGGUGAUGAUCUUUAUGGUGAUGAUCAUUAUGGUGAUGAUCUUUAUGGUGAUGAUCAUUAUGGUGAUGAUCAUUAUGGUGAUAAUAAUUACUAUGACAACUUUCAUAUUAACUUGAACAGUUCAUUGGAUAUAUUGUCAAAAUAUAUAUUAAAUAUGAUAAAAAAAAUAAAAUUCAUCAAAGAUGCCGUUCUGAAUCUAGAUAUGUGUUUUAUUCCGUACAUUAGUUUUAAGGAUUUUCUCAUGUUCGCUUCAUAUAAUUUAAAUGAAUUAAAUAAUUUGUAUUCUAAAGAAAAGAUGAAAAAACAUGCACGUAUACAUAACAAUGAAAUGGGUUAUUUAUUUGAUCAACAGGGUCCCCCCGCAAAAAAAACAAGAAAAAAUAAUGAUACGGAUAAUGAAAUGAAAAAAAAUGUUCCUCAUGAUGAAGAAGAAAAUAAUAUACCCAUGAAUGAGGUUAAUAAAAGGAGAAAUGAAGAAAAAGAAAGUACAACUUUUGAUAAUAGUACAUUAAUAUCCAAAAAUGAUUGUAAAAAUAGCGAUUAUAAUAUUUUCAAUAUAUUUUGUAAUAAUAAGAAGGGGUAUUUGUUUUUCUUUCAUAAUAUGUUUAAUAAUAUAAACUUGAUGAUUAAUAAUAAAUUUUUAUAUAAUAAAAUGGUUGAUGUAUUUUUUUCAAAGAAUAUAUUAAAUAAAAUCAUUAAAGGAUAUGAAUCACAUCAACAUUUAGAUAAUAAUUAUUUAUUAACAAUAAAAAAUAUUAACUCAAAUAAUAUAAUUCCUUCAGUUAAUAAAAAAUUAUAUGAUUAUUGUUCACAUUUUUUUUCAGAUAUUCAAUCUAAAAUAUAUUUAAAUGAAAAUGAUGAAGACAUAAAGAGUUUCAUCGUUUUUAAUUUAGCUCAAGAUAAUAAAACUAAAGAAAUUGAUGAGAAUCAUUUAUUAUAUAAUUAUAUAAAAAUUUUAAAAGAUAUAGAAGAAAAUCAAAAAUUGGAAAAGAAAAAAGUACAAUUCAGUAAUUUAAAAAAUAUAAAUACCAAACCAAAAAUAUAUAAAAAGUCAGAUAAAAAUAACUUUGAAGAUCCUUUUAGAAAUAGAAAAACAUUAUCAUCAAGAGCACCUUCAAAACAUGUUGAUGAUUAUGAAGCAUCUAAUAUAGCACAAAAUAAUACGUCACUUGUUGCGGAAAAGGUAGAUAUUCACAAUAACAACAACAAUAAUAAUAAUAAUAAUACAAAAGUUCUAACAAAUAAUAUUACAAAUGAACAAAAGGAAUCCAAUUAUGUAAUAUUAAAUAAAAAUAAAAAUGAUAAUAUAAAUAACACACAUGAAGAAAAUAAUAUCACAAUAAAUUCUAUGACAAACGAAUUCGAUAAUUCAAAAAUUGGAACUACUAAUGAUUUAUCAAAUGCUUUAAAUAAUACGUAUCAAAAUGAUGACAUUUAUAAUAAAAAUAAUUAUGAUCAUGAUGAUGAUUAUGAUUAUAAUAAAAAUAAUUAUGAUGAUAAUGAUGAUAAUUACUAUAAUUAUCAGGAUGGAGAAAAUGAAUAUGAUAAUUAUGAAGAUGUUUACAAUAAUAAUAAUUAUAAUUAUUAUGAUGAUGAAGAAAAUUAUCAAGAGGGAGAGGACCAAUAUAAUAAUUAUGAUCACAACAAUUCAAAUUAUGUGAUGAAUGCAAAUAUGGAAAACGCAAAUGCAAAUGCAAAUGCUAAUAUUUAUUCAUAUAACUCGGAAAAUAAUAAUAUACUUGGAAAACAAGUAAAUAACAUAACAAGCAACAACAAAAACAAUUAUAAUAAUAAUAAUAAUAAUAUUAAUUGUAAAAAUGAUAACGUGUUUAUUUCAAAUGAUCAUAAUAUGAAUAAUCAUAUUAAUAAUGAUCAAAAUUAUACAACUAAUGCAUAUGAACACAAUCAAACAUAUAAUAAUAAUAAUAAUAAUAAUAAUAAUAAUAUAGAAACAAGUGCACAAAAUAAAAAUAAUAAAUAUGAAGAUUGUACAUGUUAUCAAUUCAACUUAUUGGGAUGGAAAGAAUUUUCAGAAGAUGGUCAUAAAAAUGAUCUAGAUGUCUGUAAAAUUGUUAAUAAACCUUUCUUAUUAAGAGAUCCACGUAUAAAAAUGAAAUUUCUAAAAAUAUUAGAGAGACAUAAUAAUAUUAAAGAUAUCUUCAAAAAAUUAGGAGUUGACAUAAAGUGA
This is a messenger RNA of Plasmodium reichenowi, 12591 nucleotides long. RefSeq lists its product as hypothetical. The record is from RefSeq and is a predicted model, not a curated record. The transcript has 4 exons. The coding region runs from base 1 to 12591 and encodes 4196 amino acids. NCBI's taxonomy places the organism in Eukaryota, Apicomplexa, Aconoidasida, Haemosporida, Plasmodiidae.